Bombus pyrosoma is the source of this 975-nucleotide messenger RNA. It is a transcript of the gene ND-24, whose product is annotated as NADH dehydrogenase [ubiquinone] flavoprotein 2, mitochondrial. Gene Ontology annotation, molecular function: NADH dehydrogenase activity. The record is from RefSeq and is a predicted model, not a curated record. The coding region runs from base 135 to 878 and encodes 247 amino acids. Gene Ontology annotation, biological process: mitochondrial electron transport, NADH to ubiquinone. NCBI's taxonomy places the organism in Eukaryota, Metazoa, Arthropoda, Insecta, Hymenoptera, Apidae. The transcript has 4 exons.
AAUCGACCCAAUAGGUGACGCUCUAAACGAAGAAAUGUGAUUUAUCUCAAAUUGCGAUUUAAAUAUUUAUUUCGCAGAAAUAAAAAAGUGAAGCGAACAACUAUUAACAAAAAAUAUACAAUAAUCUUAAAACCAUGUUUUUACCUUUGCGUAUAACUCAUGCUCUUGCCAAUUGCAAGAACACUAGAGGAUUAUAUACUUCGACCAUUCGCAUCUCAGAUCAGUUAUUUAUUCAUAGAGAUAGUGAAGUUGAUAAUCCAAGUAUACCAUUUGAAUUCAAUGAAGCAAACAAGAAACGCAUCGCAGCUCUUUUAAAAAUUUAUCCUGAAGGUCAUAAACGUGGUGCGAUGAUACCUCUGUUAGAUCUGGCUCAACGUCAACAUGGAUGGUUACCUAUUUCUGCUAUGCACAAAGUAGCGGAAAUAUUAGAUGUUCCUCACAUGCGAGUCUAUGAAGUUGCAACAUUUUAUACGAUGUUCAAUAGAAGACCAAUGGGAAAAUAUCAUGUACAAAUUUGUACCUGUACUCCAUGUUGGUUACGAGAUUCCGAUUCCAUUGUGGAAGCUGUAAUUAAAGCUACAAAUUGUAAAGUUGGAGAAAUGUCUGCAGAUAAGCUAUUUACUAUUUCUGAAGUAGAAUGUCUUGGUGCUUGUGCUAAUGCGCCAAUGUUUCAAGUUAAUGAUGAUUACUAUUAUCUCUUACAGGAAGAUUUAACACCUGAAAGUGCUACAGCUAUAAUAAAUGCAUUUAAAAAAGGUGAAAGACCGCCACCAGGACCACAAAAUUCUCCUAGAUUUGCAGCAGAUCCAUCAUCUGGUUUAACAUCAUUGACAUCACCACCACCAGGACCUGGAUUUGGUGUUAGAUCAGAUUUAUAAUUUACCGUAUAUAUAAAUAAUACAUUGUAUAAUCUGUAAGGGAUUUAGUACUGAUUGAAUGUAUAAAUAGAUUACCUAAUAUAUUAUUUAAAAAAUA